Messenger RNA from Daphnia magna, 1938 nucleotides. RefSeq lists its product as uncharacterized. Gene Ontology annotation, cellular component: spindle; microtubule. Lineage: Eukaryota; Metazoa; Arthropoda; Branchiopoda; Diplostraca; Daphniidae. The record is from RefSeq and is a predicted model, not a curated record. Gene Ontology annotation, biological process: mitotic cytokinesis; establishment of mitotic spindle localization. The transcript has 4 exons. Bases 126 to 1736 code for a protein of 536 amino acids.
AAUCUUCAAAAGUAGAACUUGCCGUUGACGGAGCGUCUGUUUUUCAGUUUUCAAACGAAAACACAUUACAACGUUACCUGUUCCUUUAGUUUUCCGAUAUUACCGUGUGUACAACCAGGUGGAGGAUGAAAUCGGAAGAAUUAAAUUUAAUGAAAUACGGAGAUUUGUGGAAGAUCGCUAAGAAAAAGUUCAACAUCACCCGCCGUAUGUCAAAGGAAAAACUUAUUAAGAAAUUGCUCCAACAGCACGAGAAUCAUCUUUUAGAUGAACGUUUCAUAUCAGCUGAUGAGAGUACAGACAAUUCCACUGUAGACUCUGAAGUGUUGCAAGAAUCAGCCCCAAGACGGGGUAGGAAACGUGGCAAACAGCAGAAUGAAGAACAGAAAAAAACAUUACCUGUUACCAAGAAAGCAAAGAAAGGGUCAGUUGAACAUGCAUUAAAUUCUACAUUUUCAGUAGAUGAAGAGGAAAAUGGAUAUCAGAAUGCCAAAAAUGUUGUAGAUUCAACUUUGAUUAAGGAACCACAAGAAACCAUUUUCAGAACUUUGAGAGGAAGGAAAAAAGUUUAUUUGACAGAAGAAACAUCAGCUAAUGAAUCAGAAAACGAGAAGGUUUCUACAAGGAAGUUGAAGAAAUCAGGAAAGGUUGAUCCAAAGAACCAAACCUUUGCUAAUUCAGACGGUGAAAAGAGCAUGAUGGAAAAAAUUCAUUCAUCCGCCAACGGGGAUUCAGUCUUGAAAUCACCAGCACAUGAAUUAGAGCCUAAAAAAAUUUCGAAAGGGAAGCUGAAAAAGUCAGCAAGCGCUGCAGUUCGAUAUCUCAGCGAAGAAUCAGAGGCCGAGCAGGUGCCUGCAAACAGAACAAGGGGUUCUAGUAAAGCUGAGUCCACUGAGCAAACAGUGAUGAUGCUGAAUGUUGCAAACGACGACGAGUCGCAGUUACUUGAACCAGUAGCCCAGAACGAAACAGAAUGCAAUGACAGACUUACGACAAGUUUUGUUGUUUCUUCAGAAACGAAAGUUCCAGUGUCAACCCCUUCAGUCGUCACCGGGAAAAAGGCUGUACUACUGAGGACAUCAAGUCAUCCAGUGAGAAACCGAAAACCAACUACAAUUUCUAGCACUCCGGCCAAAAUAACCGUGACGUCAACUGGCAGCGCUAAAAAGGUGUUUACGGCCAGCAGUGAAACAACCCACACACCGAAACUCGGCAAACCCAAAGCUGCACCCAACUUUGCCGAAAUCCACCAGAAAAACUUUUUGAAAAUGCAGUCGGUUGACGAAUAUGUUGAAAAGAAGCGCAACAGGACUGAAACUAUGGCUGCAAGCGUUAAAAUUGUUCGCGCCAAGUCCGUGCUUAACAACACUGUUACUCCACAAGCUAUAGCGCCUCCCAAGAGCAAAGCUGCAAUGCAGGACAUUAGCACAACGCCCGUGGCCAAAGAUAUAAAAUUUAACUUUGUUUCAGGUUUACAAAAGCCCGUUUUUACGGCUAAGGGUCAAGUGGUCAACGAAAAGCAACGAGUAGUGGCCAGGGUUAAAGAAAACCUCCAAAACAAUGUUUCCCAAAUUCCAGCAGCGACAACGUCUAUAGGCAAAAGAAAAGCGUCUAUGCUGAACGUGUCAAGAGACAUAAACACAUCCAAACUGUCACUGGCUGGGAAGCAGAUCCUAAAGGGUGUCAGGAUAAAUAGGCGUUUCGAAUUGCAAAUGCAACACCGUAACAUGAAAAACUAAACGAGGGAAAAACGAAUAACAUAUUUAGACGUUCGCGUCAGAGUAUCUGCCUAGCUGAUCCGUUAGUGACAAAAUUUUCCGACUUAAUCUAGCGUUAUGCUCUUUUAAAAAAUGAAUAGCUUCAGCUUGCUUUUCCAGUAAAGUGUCGUCCGUCGUUUCUCUAAAAAUUUCAAGAAUUAGAAUAUACGAUUUUUAAUCCUCA